This is a messenger RNA of Quercus robur (English oak), 948 nucleotides long. RefSeq lists its product as uncharacterized. The coding region runs from base 92 to 445 and encodes 117 amino acids. The transcript has a single exon. NCBI's taxonomy places the organism in Eukaryota, Viridiplantae, Streptophyta, Magnoliopsida, Fagales, Fagaceae. The record is from RefSeq and is a predicted model, not a curated record.
AACAAAACAAAUUAGACUAGACUCAUCGAACACUAACUUGAAAUUCCCACCAUUUUGCCAUCGCUUAAAACUCUUCACUUCAAUCAGUUCAAUGUCCACCAACGACAACGACAAUGAAGAUCCAUGGUUGGCCCCAGACAAGCUUCACCAUCUGCUCUUCUGUUUCUCUCUCACACUCCUCUUCUCCUUCCUCGCGACCCGUACCCGCUACCCUUUCCUCCGCCGCCACUCCAUUCGGGUCGGAUCCAUCCUCUCCCUCCUCGCCGGCGCUGCGAAAGAGGCUGCCGAUCACCUCGGAUUUUUCCAAUCCUCCGGAGCCUCUGCCAAGGAUGCCGUCGCCGAUUUCAUUGGCGUUCUCAUCGCUUAUCUCGUGCUAUCGCUUGCUUCAUCGUUCUGGUUCUCGGGUCGACCCGAUAAGGGUCCGGGUCAGACCUCGAUGGUCUGAGCGGGCUAUUGGGUCCGAAUCAGUGAGUGAGGUUGGCUAGGCCUAGGAGGACUUCAAUCAAGCUUUCCAGGCAUCGGGUCAACCCGGGUUUCAGGGCCGAGAUGUUUUCAUGGGUAAUUGGGUCAGAAUGCAUGGUUAGUGGGGUGGAGCAUUCUGUGAUGGGUGGUUGAAGAAGAGGAAGGUUUGUUUUGUUGGUGAGAAAGUGUGGGAAAAGAAAAGCAAGGUUCCAAUUUAGUGAAGGAAUUACAAGUGCUGCUGAGAAAUGUGGGACUGGUGAAGAAGGAAAAAAAAGAAAAAGAAAAAGAAAAAGGAUUUUGGGUUUUGGAUUAGUUGAGGUACCUUUUUUGUUCCCCUUGAUGUCAUUUGUAGUAAUUCUUUGGAAAAUAACAAUUAAAUUUUGUUUACCUUGCCUUCUUGUUCUCAUGUACCAAGUGGAGAAUUAUAAUUGCCUUUUUGUGCCCCUUUCCAUCCUAAUUAAUGGUUAUAGAAGAAUUAUUAGUAAA